Phlebotomus argentipes is the source of this 2382-nucleotide messenger RNA. Its product is annotated as protein phosphatase 1 regulatory subunit 14B. NCBI's taxonomy places the organism in Eukaryota, Metazoa, Arthropoda, Insecta, Diptera, Psychodidae. Gene Ontology annotation, biological process: regulation of phosphorylation. The transcript has 5 exons. The coding region runs from base 542 to 919 and encodes 125 amino acids. Gene Ontology annotation, cellular component: cytoplasm. Gene Ontology annotation, molecular function: protein serine/threonine phosphatase inhibitor activity. The record is from RefSeq and is a predicted model, not a curated record.
GCUGCUGGUUGCUCGUGGAAACUUCUUCUCGUCCGCAUAGCGCGAAAAUCGGUACAAAAGCCACACAGAUCAGAAGCGCGAGAGAGAGAAAGCAUCUGAGAGAGAUUUUUUUUUCUUGAAUUACAAAAAAAAACAUUCUUUUACAAACGGUAUAUAUACACCCAGUGAAAAGUGAGUGAUUUUUGAAUCGAUGUAUAAGAAUAAUUGAUAUUAUUGCACAGGAGAGAAAGAGAAAUUCGAGGCAGAAACGCGCAAACGUGCUGAAAAAAAAUCGUGUUAUUGCCAGCUUUAAAAUAUUGUUGUGAAAUUUGAAGUUGAAGACGUGUCCCAUUUUAUUCUCCGACUCAUGUGAAAAUUGAAUUCAAGACAUCCAGAAGGCAUAGGAUUAACCUAUAGUGAUUGAAGAUUUUUUUGCCCUUCACGCAGAGUUCAAAGUUUCUCGAUUUUACACAGAAACUUACGUGAGGGAUGUGAAAAUCUUCUGUGAUACAAUAAGCAGCAUUGAGUAGGAGAAUCGACGCAAGGAAAGCUAUCAUACAAAAUGCAGUGCGGUGUUGUGGAAUCAAUGAAUAAUGACUGCGAACGCUCGCCGAAUCGAGCAGGGCUGAGGGUGAAUUUCAGCGACAAGGGCGAAGUAAAAGAGAGACGUGAAAAGUUCCUAACAGCCAAAUAUGGGUCACAUCAAAUGAGCUUGAUUAGAAAACGGCUAGCUGUAGAAAUGUGGCUCUUUGAUGAAUUGCAAAAGCUGUUCGAUCCAUCGGAAGAAGUAAUUGAUGUCGACAUUGAUGAAAUCUUGGACUUGGACACCGAUGACAUUCGGAGAUCUCAUCUUCUCACACUACUAUCAGACUGCAAAAGGCCUCAGUCAGACAUAUCGAAAUUCAUAAGUGAUUUACUAGAUCGUGCCAAAACACUUUGAACAAUUCAUUUUGCGCUAUAAAAUGGAAAUUUGUGGUUGAGAAGUAUCACUUGCUUACUUUCAUUUCUGUAUUGUAGACAUACGAAUUAUGUAAGCAUAGAAUCGCGCUACCAUCAUAGUCCAUCGGUAAUCAUUUAAUUGAACUACAUAGGAGACUAGCUCAAUAAUUUUAUAAUUACGUAAAACCCACCAUCACCCUCCACUUUUGUAUCAACAGCGUCUGCAAUGGGCAUGUCUGGAAGAAUGGACGGCGAGAGUAUCAAAUUAAAAAAUAGACACUUUAGUGUAACGAGGCAUUUUGUAAGAGACAAACAGUGGUUCUACGAUAAUUUAGUUACAGAAAAAUCUCUCUAGGUUAGGAAUCUAGGCUUUUAGUUUGCAAAAUGAGGAUAAGGAGUUCGCUUUAGUGAAGAUGGUUUUAGAUAUGAAAGUAUAGUGAAGGCUCAUCACUGCCCCACUGAAAAAUAUUGCUCACCCCGUUGCUGGCCUAUAUAACACAUAAUUUUCAAUAAAAAAAAUAUACUGCGAUAAGUCCAUACCGAAAAAAUACGAGACUUCAAACAGCUUCAGAGUUAUGCAACGAAUCAAUACCCUAAAUGACAUAAAUCGCAACACUUCUUCGUAAUAGAUAGACAAAUGAACUCCUGGAAGCAACAAUCAAUGUAAGAAAUCUAGAUGUUUUUUGUAUGCAAUAGUAAAAGAUAAAAUAUACGAUUUUAUCAAAUUAUGUAAAAUUUUCAUAGCGAAUAAAGCUUAAAAAUUAUAAACAUUUGAAGAAUACGUGAUGGAUAAUGACAUAACACACAUAAGAUUUAUAAGAUUUUCAUAAUAAUCUGCAUCAUCAUUAGAAGAGAUCAUCCAAAUGCCUAUUCAAUGUUUUAUUACGUUACUCACGUAGAAUUGUUUACUAUUAACAGCUGCAUCGCAAAAUCAGAGUGAUGGAAGUUAUUUUUAAGAAAAAUUAAAAUAAUUUUCAUACAUUUAGAGAAUAACAAGAGGAAAAGAUUUUUAAUAAGAAUCCAGAAACUGUUUGAUAUCGAGCAUAAAAGUAGCGCAAAAAACCUUUGUGUGACUUUAGUUAAUCAACACAAAAUCCAGUGAAAUAUCAUUAAAAUAUGCCUAAAUAAUAUAGGUACAUUAUGUUUGUUAGCCCAAACAUAUACCAAUACUUAAGUGUAAAUAUUUAUUAAGCAAAUAAUUAGUGUACGAUAUUAACAAGAAUACCGCGUAUCUGUGGAUUUGCAAAUUUAUCAAGAAAUAAAAUUUAGAAGCUGUGUGGUGCAAUGUUGUUAUUGGGGAUGCGAAAAAGAUCGUCAAUGUUCAAUAAUUUCCGAAAUAUCGUUUCAACAGAGUUCAAUGUAGCAUAAAAUGUAGUUUACCAGCAUGAGACUACACAAUUACAUUUAUUAUCAGUAUGUUUAUACGUUAAAAUGUAAUUGAAUAAAAAUGAUCACAAAACGCAA